Hansenula ciferrii is the source of this 1194-nucleotide messenger RNA. RefSeq names its product ribosome biosynthesis protein NSA1 (gene NSA1). NCBI's taxonomy places the organism in Eukaryota, Fungi, Ascomycota, Saccharomycetes, Phaffomycetales, Wickerhamomycetaceae. Gene Ontology annotation, cellular component: preribosome, large subunit precursor; nucleolus. The record is from RefSeq and is a predicted model, not a curated record. Gene Ontology annotation, molecular function: protein binding. The transcript has 2 exons. Bases 1 to 1194 code for a protein of 397 amino acids. Gene Ontology annotation, biological process: ribosomal large subunit biogenesis.
AUGAAAGUAUUAGCUGCUGCCGAUGAUACAGGGAGUUUGAAAGAAAUUACUUUCCCAAAAGGUACUGAUACAUCAUCUCAAAAAGCUCCACAACCUGAAAAAAUUGAAACAUAUAAUAAUGAAGGUCUUAAAAAUCGUGUUCAAAGGUUUUUAAUAACAUCAGCUAAUGAAAAUGAAGUGAUAGCUACUGCGAGGGCAAAUGGUAAUAUUGUUUUUUAUAAUUCUGAAAAUUAUGAAUUAAUUAAUACAAUUUUAAAUCCAUUUGAUUCAUCAAUAAAAGAUCAAUUUGUUUCUUUGAUUAAUGCUUCUGGUUAUUUAUAUGCUGUUUCGGAACAAGGUAGAGUCACUAUAAUUGAUCCUGAUACUAUAUUUGAAGAUAAAAUUAAUUAUAAAAAUUUGACAAUUAAAGCACCAAUUUCAACAUUUGUAUCACAUCCAACUCAAGAAGGACUUUUCGCAUUUGGUGGUAAAGAAAAUGAUGUUAAAUUGAUUAAAUUUUUCAAAGAUGGUGAAACUCCAUUUGAUAAAAAGGAACUUAAAGUUGAAACUGUGUUUCAAGGUAAAAAUGUUAAAAAUGAUAAACUUGAUCUUAGAGUUCCAAUAUGGAUAACAAAUAUUUCAUUUAUAAAAUUAGAAGAACAUACUGAAUCUUCAUGGAAAUUUAUUACAACAACAGGUCAUGGACAAGUUAGAAAAUAUGAUACAUCACAUGGUCGUAAACCUGUUUUGGAUAAAAAAAUUUCUGAUAAACCACUUGUAAGAGUUGUUACAACUUCAAAAGAAGAUGAAAUAAUAUGUGCAGAUACUCAUGUUACAACUGCUUUAUUCAAUGUGGAAAAGGGUAAUUUAAUUGCCAAAUUUAAAGGUAAUGUUGGUGCCGUGGAAGCUUUAUCUUCACAUAUCACUGAAGAUUCUGAACUAUUAGUUACAGGUGCCCUAGAUAGAUAUAUUAGAAUAUUUGAUAUUAGAUCAAGAGAACAAGUUGCAAAGAUUUAUAUUGGUUCUAAAAUUAGUGCAGUUUGGUUAUUAUCUGAUGAAGAAACUGAAGGUGAAAUUAAAAUUAGAACUGAUGCUGAAAAGACUAAAAAGAAAAGUAGAAAACAAAUUGAACAAGAAGAUGAAGGUAAUGAAGAUGAAGUUUGGGAUGAAUUAGAUAAAAUAGAGAAAAAAUCUACAAAAAAGAGAAGAGUUUAG